Messenger RNA from Corticium candelabrum, 679 nucleotides. RefSeq names its product density-regulated protein-like. Gene Ontology annotation, molecular function: mRNA binding; translation initiation factor activity. Gene Ontology annotation, biological process: translation reinitiation; formation of translation preinitiation complex. Bases 17 to 547 code for a protein of 176 amino acids. The record is from RefSeq and is a predicted model, not a curated record. The transcript has 8 exons. Lineage: Eukaryota; Metazoa; Porifera; Homoscleromorpha; Homosclerophorida; Plakinidae.
AGGCAAAGUAAAGAAAAUGGCUGCCGCUGACAUCCAUUACCCUCUCAGCGUAAUCUACUGUGGCGUCUGCACUAUGCCUUGUGAGUACUGUGAGUAUGGUCCAGAAUUGGAGAAGUGCCGGUUGUGGUGGAGAGAACACCAUCCUGAUGAGCUGAGUGAAGUUUGCGUAGACCAAGUUACUGCAGGCAUGGAAGGAUCUUCUGUUUCAGAUGAUAGUGGAUCUAAGAAGAAACAGACGCGAGGAGGAAAGGCCUUGAGGAAAGCCAAGAAAGAGGCUGAAGGACCUAAAAAGAUCACAAUAUCACGAGUUGCUCGAAAUAAGAGGAAGUGGGUGACUGUUAUCUCUGGCCUUAAGACUUAUGAAAUAGACUUAAAGAAGGCAUCAAAAACUUUAGCCAGUCAUUUUUCAUGUGGAUCGUCUGUGACUGGAGAGGAUGAGGUAGUUGUUCAAGGUGAUGUCACUGACGAUCUUGUGGAUUUUCUGUUAGAUAAGUACCCACAGGUUGAUGAAGAAACUGUGGAGUGCACUGAUGUCAAUAAGAAGUGAACAUGUUGUAAUUAUAAGUUAACGCUGUUGAUGUUUGUUGUAUUUUAGGUAUUUUGUUCGUUAAUAAUUGGUCAUUCUUUUAGAUAUGUACCGUAGAUAGUGAUCAUCUAAGUAUUAAAGUAUUAGAUAUAA